Molecule: messenger RNA, 1860 nt
Organism: Lachancea thermotolerans CBS 6340
Lineage: Eukaryota; Fungi; Ascomycota; Saccharomycetes; Saccharomycetales; Saccharomycetaceae
Exons: 1
Coding region: 1-1860 (619 amino acids)
Biological process (GO): transmembrane transport
Cellular component (GO): membrane
Source: RefSeq, a predicted model, not a curated record
AUGUCUAUUGGAGUUGGUGUGGCGAUUUACGCCGCUAUUAAGCCAGUUCUAAAGAUAUAUGUUAUCAUCCUAGUGGGGUACCUGCUGGCCAGAUACAACCUAGCCACAGUAGAAACCAGCAGGGGCGUUUCCAAUAUGGUGGUUAAUGCGAUCCUGCCGUGCCUAACCUUCAACAAGAUUGUGGGUAAUAUUUCCGACAAAGACAUCAAAGAGGUCGGCGUUCUUGUACUGACUGCGUUUCUCAUUUUCGCUGUCGGCGGGGUGGGCGCGCUCAUCACUAAAUGGCUCACCAACUCGCCGAAACAGUGGUACUGGGGGCUAUUAUUCGCAGGAAUCUUUCCCAAUAUCUCCGACCUCCCCAUCGCGUAUGUUCAGAGCAUGAGCAACGGAUCUGUCUUCACAUCAGGGCAGGUUGACCGCGGUGUCGCGUAUUGCUGCAUUUUCUUAUGCACACAGAGCUUUCUCAUGAUGAACUUCGGAAUGUUCAGACUUGUGGGACUUGAUUUCAGGGAGCCCUCGAAAGACGAGGAGCAGCUUUCGGAAAACAGUGAUAAUUCCUCGCAUCUCAAUUCAAAGUUGAGGGAAGGUGAGUUUACAAAGACACCGGAAAACGAUGUAAUUGCAGACAAACAAGGGCCAGCAAGCUUUCAUGGUGAUCGGCAGCCUCAAAUGCUUGCCAGCGACAAGGGCAGUGUGGACAUGCCAAGGUCUCUUUACGGUCAAGACGAAAACAGCAGUCAAAGCGAGGCGGAUCUUGGAGAUGAGCCGCAACACUUCCUGAACACUGUGAGCACGGGUAGCAGCCUCAGUAGUUCAUCUGGUGCUACCGCAUCUGACGUAUUCCGUAGUGGUUCUCGGCAUUCUGGAUCGGAAAACAGCCACAGCCGCGCUGGCGUACCAAUUUCCAUUUCAGACACAAUCCAUAGAAUGACCACCGCAAGGUCCACAGCCAGUGCGCUGUCCAUAGGUUCACAGAGAAAGUCUCGCGGAAGGCAAAGACGUCUAUCACAAACCGCAAAGGAUGUUAUCAAUGAAUAUAGUGCCGUCCAGAAAAUUAAAACCGGGGAAAUGGACCUCUCGAGACCUCUGUCUCUUACUCAAGAAUUUGGAAGUGGCAAUGCAUUUCCCAGUGACAAGAGCGAUGACGAAGAUGAAGAAUACGACGGGUCUCUUCCUGCCGAAGGCGACAGGCGCGCCUCCUACACUAGCUCCUCACAACUUUCAAGGAGGAGAAGUAAGAAAUGGAAAAGAAGUUUAGCAAGCUUUGUUGAAAGAUACAAACUUGGAUGGCUAGUCUACAUCAUGGUCAACUUCUGCCGGCCGGCGUCUCUGGGCGCGCUUUUAGGCAUUAUAUUCUGCAUGAUUCCUUGGGUCAAAGCUUUGUUUGUGCAUACAGAUGUGCAUAUGCACCAAGCACCAGAUGGUCAGCCUGUGCUAAAUUUCCUCAUGGAUUUCACUGCCUAUAUAGGCAAUGCUUGCGUCCCCUUAGGUCUGCUUCUGCUUGGUGGUACACUAGCUCGUCUUGAGAUUGGAUCAUUGCCAAAAGGAUUUUGGAAAACAACAGUUGCUAUGACGGCAUUUAGGCUUGUAAUUCUUCCAAUUGUAGGAAUUGCUUGGGCAAACAAGCUUUACGAUAUCAACUGGAUUGAAAACGAUGUCGCUAAGUUUGUAGUGAUAUUAACGUGGGCGAUGCCAAGUGCUACCGCGCAGGUAUAUUUCACCGCUUUCUACACUCCCUUGGAAGGAGAACACCUACAGAUGGACUGCCUAUCAGUUUUCUUCCUCAGCCAGUAUGCUGUUCUUUUCAUCACUUUAUCAAUAGUGGUAAGCUACGCGCUGAAGGUUGACUUAAAAGUAUAA